Molecule: messenger RNA, 1874 nt
Organism: Lineus longissimus
Lineage: Eukaryota; Metazoa; Nemertea; Pilidiophora; Heteronemertea; Lineidae
Product: protein shifted-like
Exons: 9
Coding region: 73-1242 (389 amino acids)
Biological process (GO): anatomical structure development
Cellular component (GO): cell surface; extracellular region
Molecular function (GO): signaling receptor binding
Source: RefSeq, a predicted model, not a curated record
GCUCGACAAAACGUCUGCUCGAAAAAGGCAGAAAGAAAAAGCACCUGAAAUUGGAAGAAACUCGACGCGAUUAUGGAGCACAAUUCGAUAUUAGCGUGGACUCUGACUUUCUCUCUGUGUGGAUUAACUUGUUCUUACGUUUCUGAGCAGAGACUUUCCAUGUGGAUAGAUGAAAAUGUAAUUGAAGAGUUUUUUGAUAUUCCCAUGGACAUAUACAUCAUCCAAGAUGGUCAAGUUAUUCCGUUUUUGAAAAAUCCAAAAUUCUUUGAUCAGCUUCCGCCCAUUCCUGCCCGAGUGGAACGGAUACGACUGACAUGGCAAGCAGGCCGUUCAACGUACUGGUAUUAUUUCGCCGAGCUUCUUUCGAUGGACACAAUGAUGUUAUAUGAUCCGUUAUUGAGUAUCCCCGUCAGUGGCCUCAUCUCAGGGGAGCAAGCUAGUUUUGAAGUUGCCAUUCCAUGUACAGGGCGAAAAAAGGGCAUCGCCAGCCUGCAUAUAAAACUACAUAUCACAGAUGCCUGGGCUAAGCCGAUAGAUGGCUCACCUCUACAGCUCAGAAUGAGGAAAGAAUGCGCCGUCCAUGGAAAUUUAGUCAAAAAAGAGAGUUUGUACCUGAGCUGUGAUUCCAAGUGUGAAAAUGGCGGCCGAUGCAAUGAACACGGCGACUGCGAGUGUCGCCAAGGGUACCACGGAAGCUUCUGUGAAUUAGCGUUAUGUGAACCGAGAUGUAUGAACAAUGGGCAGUGUAUAUCACCUGGAGUCUGCGCAUGCCCGGACGGUUACACCGGAAACACGUGUGAAAUAGCGAGAUUUACGUGUCGGCCAACCUGCCUCAACAAUGGUGUAUGUAUUGGAUAUAAUCAAUGUAAAUGCCAAGAUGGCUACAUAGGACACACGUGUCACAUACCCGUGUGCCGCAAGAUAUGUGGUCCACACGGGCGCUGCGUGGAGGCUGACCUCUGCCACUGCGACUUCGGCUGGCACGGCAACGACUGCACGAAACGUAAGUCCCAGGUCAAAGCCACUGGGGUCAAGGCCGCCGCGUUGAAGGUCAAGGCCAAAGACAGGAAGCAAACGAAAAAACUUAACCUGGAUAAAAAGCGCCGUCGUAAGCGCGGAAAACGUGGUCACAAGAGUCAAGCUUCGCGGAUCCGGCGGAAGUUACGGCGGAUGAAACGGGAGCGACGAAAACAGAAACGGGAACAAGAGGCCGCACUGGCCGCCGCGAAAAAGAAGGACUAAAAGAUGACGUCACUACCUGGGUCACGUGGUGACUCGGUACUCGGGUGCGGCUGAACAGAGUUCGGUAUAAACGACGGCGCAUACUUAACUUUUUGGGACUAUUUGUGGCCGAAUGUGACUUUGCAGCGCGAGGAUUUUACCUUUUUCGUGAUAACAGAAUGGUAUUUUACUGAUGCGAGAGUAUGGUCUUGAAAUGUAAAGCCUGGAGAAAUGGGGACAUUUAAUAAGAGUCGUGCGCGUCUGUCUUCAGCAUGGAUUAUGUAAUACAGAUGAUGCCAAAACGUCUAAAUGGAUUUCAAUAUUAUACAUACAUGUGUAUGACUGCAUGUAUGGACGUAUCAGAAAUUAGGUCAGGCGGCCUCCAUGUGGGGCUCAUUGCCACUCGAUGUACAUAGUGUAAAAAGCAAUGUUAAUCAUUUAUCUGAAGAUUUUCCUGUGAAAUAUUGGUUAUCUAUUGUGACAAGGUUUCCUUGUCUUGCGUUCGCUUUCCAAGAACUUUUCAGCGAGGUGCACCUAAAAUGAAAUAUUAUGUAAAUAUAUACAUGUUUUUCUGCUGGUACCGUAAUCGGCAUCAUUUAAUAUUGAGAAAGGAACAUUUAAUAUGAGAUGAGGAAUACAUGAAUAAAAUAUUA